Belonocnema kinseyi is the source of this 478-nucleotide messenger RNA. RefSeq lists its product as uncharacterized. The record is from RefSeq and is a predicted model, not a curated record. The coding region runs from base 20 to 478 and encodes 152 amino acids. NCBI's taxonomy places the organism in Eukaryota, Metazoa, Arthropoda, Insecta, Hymenoptera, Cynipidae. The transcript has 2 exons.
UUGUCGUUAUUAAGAUAAAAUGAAAAUAAUAAUUGGUAUCGCGCUCUUCAGCUUCCUCGUGUUACCUAAUUUUGUUGAAUUAGCCAUACGAAGAUACAGUCAAGCAGGAAUCGAUGAAAACUGUUCUGAUCCUCUUCGACCAAAUGUUCGUUAUUACGAAUCUAGGAGUGGCCACAAAUUCUCUAUAUUAUCUGCUACAGGAUCAAAAUAUAUUUGGGUAGGGAUCAAAGAUAAUCACAUAGUUGGAUUAAUCUUGGAAGGAUGCUUGUGUCCAUUUCUGAAUGAAGUAGGAGAAAGGUUUAUAUUUACUAUGACUUACGAUAUUAUAAUAAUCGCGAAAGAUGAGAAACACCCAACUAGGCCAUACAGAUUCUUUCAGUUUUUCGAACCAGAAACCGAUAUUCGUGAAGCAGUGAUCACUAAAUUUAAAUCAGUGACAAAUAUGCCACUGAUUGAAAUCAGUAAGGGUAUUCACUGA